Lentinula edodes (shiitake mushroom) is the source of this 4290-nucleotide messenger RNA. RefSeq lists its product as uncharacterized. The transcript has 21 exons. The record is from RefSeq and is a predicted model, not a curated record. NCBI's taxonomy places the organism in Eukaryota, Fungi, Basidiomycota, Agaricomycetes, Agaricales, Omphalotaceae. Bases 1 to 4290 code for a protein of 1429 amino acids.
AUGGAACAGUUGGGCGCCGACAUCCUUUCACUUGUCGCCGAGUUUGGUGAGGGUCGCAAGACGUUGGUACAUCUUGGAAACACUUCUCGCACAUUACAUACUACAUUGCAACCUCUCUUGUACGUAUCGGUUGACUGCAACAUGCUGUACGCAUUGGCCGCGGAUUCGUGGAUUGGACAACAUACUCACGCACCUCAUCCAUGUGCAAUGGUCGAAGAGGUUGUGUUUGUACUCCCGACAAUUUCCCCUGCCUCUGUUGUUUUGCUCCGACGUGCCAUGGUCAAUCUAGCCAAGUACAACAACGACAAGGCCAUUAGGAGCCUUACACUUGUUAGUCCAGAUCUGUCCAUCGGCGACAUCCUUCCUUCGACAAUCCCAAAUUCUUUGAUGAAUAUUGGACAGAUUUCUUUGUCUUGUGCCUCGGGUUCUGUGGAUCGUCGGCUUUCGGGUCGCCUGAUGGCUGAGUUGACUUCAAAGUUCCUGACCUCUUUUUCGCUGGACCUACAAGCUGUAAAACGACCUGAUUAUGCGACAGUGGCGAAAUUGUUGCAACAUACCGCAUACGUUGCGCGUAACCUGCACUGCCUCCUACUGAAACUUGACCAAAAGUUUGUCGAACACCCGCACCAACGGUUGCAGAAGCUCUUAGAUUCCGAUGAUUUUGUCUUCAUCGAGCUCAACCUGUUCUUCUUCAGUGACUGCAGGGGUGUCUUCGAACCUUCCAACUUUGUUGCUCGUCAUCGCACGCUACAUUCAUUCAUCUAUGUCGCUCGCAUGUAUCGUGGGCUCAUCUGUGGUCCCGAUGUGCCUGACCUCCAACAUUUCGAGGGAGGUGUCUGUGCUGUUAGUCACCUGCUGAGCUACCCUGCUUCUCAAUUGAGUUCAGUCGUCAUUCGAGGUCAACGACCAUCUGCUAUUCAAUGGCACGACCUUAUCAAUUCCACAUCGCUGUCUCGUUCAGUUGUCACAUUGCGACUCCUCACUCGCGGUGGUUUUCUGUUUCGGCAUAUUGAGACAUUGGCAACUGCAGCACCAGGCCUUCAACAUCUUUCCUUUUCUCUGUCGCAUCAGUGUGUCUUGCUGUACAACCUACCCAAUCUCAAAACACUAGUGAUUAUGACCUCGGGUGAUGCUACCGAAAUACGUGAUGCCGUUCAAGUGGGCUUGUCUUCGUUGCCGAUUCCCAGCCCACUGCAGUCAAUCCGUGUUUACUCCCCAUUUACGACAGAUGCUGGGUCUUUGGCUGUUUUUUCUUGGGGAAAGGCGAUUCUUUCCGUGGGAAUGUGCGCCAAAGUGCUUACUUCGUUCCCCACCAUCAUGUCGACCAACUUGGCAACAUUCCCGAAUGAGAUUCUGGCCGGCGUAACUUCAUACCUCGCAGACGACAAAGCAGCAUUGUGCUCAUUCAGCCUGAGCUGCAAACACUUUGCUGCUGUUGCCACUCCAACUCUUUACCGCACUGUUCAUACUUUAGGUCUACCGACAUUGGCUUCCAAUGCUCUCCUUCUGUCUCAAAUAAUGGGACAGAGUCCUGUGUCUUUUGUUAGGGAAAUAACUGUGUCUGCUGAUGACGAGGAGGAAAUCUGCCCUCUGAGUGUGCCGGGUACCGUCAGUCUUCACAAUGCGCCUAUGUCGAACGAGCUUAACUUGCUGUCACAUACCACGGAGAGUAUCACAUUGGAUUGGACACAGGCAGACAACCCGCCUUCAUAUUCCGUUAUCACCAACCUCAUCGCGGUGCUCCCAUCUCGACUUCAAAAUCUCAAAUCACUGGAACUCAAUAUUCCACCCGUGGUCAGCGAUGAGGACGUCCGCGAAAUACAAAUGGUUUUUGAUAGUGAAACAAUCAACUUCCCAUUCCUAACCUGUUUUGUAUUUGGUGAAAUUUAUGGUGAUAUCUCACUUACGGCCUUCUUCAGGCGACACCCCGCGAUUACUACACUUGGUUAUUGUGGUAUUUCUAAUGAGGGUCAGCUGGUUGACCUGAUUCGAGCUGGAAGCGUGUUGACAAAUGUGCACUCUUUCAUCGGCACUUCGGAUUCAGCUGUGGUUGUUGCUACUGCGUUAAGCACGAAGCUUACGGUGUUGACCUUGACUGGCCCCACGGCUGUCUUACUGUUCAGAGAUGUGGCAUGUCAAGUAUUGCAGACGUGCUACUGGUUGCGUGAACUGCGUCUGCCAAGUCCUAUUGGUUACGAUUCACACGAAUUGCAAACAAUCAGUGACUAUGUACCGGGGCUGGCUGUGUUGAAUUCUUCCCAACCCGUCGCCCCGAACCAUGCUUUUAAUUUUUAUUCGACUAUCUUGCUCUGUUUUACGUCCCUGACGAAAGUCGAGGUCACCCUCUGCACCCCAUAUUCAAAACGACUGAGGUUGCAACACCGUGAUUCGUUUUUACGUGCUCUGCGCACAUACCGCAACCCCUCGACACGUUGUCUCUCUGUCGUGAUCAGAACCUCUUCUCCGAGCAAGACCCUCUUUGCCUUGGAUGUGGUUGAUAGUAGUCCAUGGCCGGCGCCCAGCUCUCAAGCUCAGCGUUACCGGUUCUACUCGUACGCCGGGUCUCUCAGUUCGAUCACACACCUGUUCAUCAGCGCCGUGUGUGCCCGCUGUACACCCCCUUCAAACGGGCGGCCACUUCCAAUCGCGCACAACCGGAUUCAACGUGUAGGCGUUCCUGUUCCUUUUGAAGCUGUUCCUGUCAAUGGUGGCCGUGGCACACUCGGACACCUCUUACAGCGGCGGCCACUUCGUACCGUGCACAAUGCAGGUAUUUCGGGUCAACAUGCAGUCACCCCCUUCAGUAUAAAGACUGCAGCACUGUGUGUCCACAUAAUGGAUCGUUCCGCUCUUGCUUUGCUCCGUUCCAAUUUGCAUGGUCGGGACACUUACCUUGGCAGUGACUUGAACGUUGCACCCGGCCAUGGGGCGUGGGUUGAAGAUGAUGGCAUGCACCGUUGGACCGGUCCUGCAGUCAAUGGUUGUGCAUCACCGGUUACUUUGGAGAUCGUGGCCAAGGUAUACACAUACGGUAAUUAUACAGGUAUCCUGGGUGGAAGGCGAAAGGAGAAUAAGAGCUUCAAGCUCCGUAGCAUUCGCCGCACUUUGUGCCUUACUGCCCCGAAAGACAUCACCUGGUUAACCUUCAAACUAGAGGAGGGCCCUCUGAGCAUUUGUGGCAAAAGGGUACUGCGGAAUCUGCAAGUCCCGUUCUACGUGUUGGCAGCUAUGUGUUUGCGGUAUGACUUUAACUUACAAGCGGGACAACCAAAAGAUUCCCGUAUCAUGGAUGUUGCUCCUGCUGACGAGAAGGAUGAUGUGCAAUGGUUGGAAGUCGCAAAUGACUGUUUCUUAACCAGGCUGGAUGUCAGGGAUCAUACUGGGCGUCUUAUUCCUGAAGUAGAUGUGCAGAGUGCUCUGACUGGUGCUACUGUACUGGCUUCGUUUAACCUGAAGUCUUGGAGGUGGAACAAGGCCAAACCAACUGGGUUUGCCGCCGAUCUGGUCAACAUCGUCAUCCUUUCUAGGUCCGACGCCCUGGCUCCUACAACGCUUCCUGUAGCGUGGCAGCCGAUUUCCCCUCUGCCUGCGCCCACUUGGAUGAUACCGACCGAACGCCGUGAUUACAGUGUCGGAUCAACGGCGAGUACUGGGGGUGAUGGUUUGGCUCUGCCUGUCACCUUGCCACUUUUGAACAGGAAAGUUAUUGAGCACGUGCCUCGACGUCGUCUGGACGGGUUGCCGGAGUACCCAUUGGCUGCAGAGUACUAUGAUCGUGGUGGGCAAAUGCACGUCGCAGGCCGUCAGCCUAUGGUGUACAACACCCCCAAUGCCGACCAGAAGAACGCGAGGGAUGAACACAGUACUGUGGAGUGCGCGACGGGGUCUAUGAUGAUGGAACGAACUGGUAGUACUGAUGGUUCAACUGCAACUGCUUGUGGUGUUCCUCCACCUGUCGCGGUUAAGGAUAUCGAACAAUCAAGUGCUGCGGAUGCCACUGAUAAGCUUCCGGUUCAGCCCAAAACACCUACGUCCUUUGGCGCAAAUACAGACGUGGGCGCGGUCUCGUCUGUACAACAAGUAGAUACUUACCCGGUGACGCAGCCGGGAUCUGAGGUCGUGGGUGAGAGGUCGAAGGCAGUUGGAAAGGUUACCUCAUUCACCUUUGAGGAAGAGGGACAGCCGUUGAAAGAGCCGGUUAACACCAACGGCAAACGGCGUGCUAGUACACAGAAUGCCAAAGCAGGGCCUUCUAAGGUGGCAAGGACCGCGGGCCAGGUGAAAGACUGA